CCCUCCCAGCCGUUCUGGGAUUUAAUUUCAUAUCGGAUUUUGGAGCUCCCAUGACUGAUGAGCCGGAUUUAAAUUCCCUUUCUGGUUUUGUGUCCAUGGCCGCCUCAUUCAACUUUGAUGGUUAGGGCUCUAAUGCGAUUCCCAGAUUUUUCUCAUUCACCGACUAUCCUUCUGGUCUUUCAUUUUCUGCGGAGCUCUUCUUUCUUUGGGGAGGAGACGUGCUUUAAGGCUUCUCUAGCCCUCUUCCUCCUAGCAACCGAGGCUUGCCCGAUGCACUUUUCUGUCUCGCUUCUGCGACAGUGAACGGCUUGGCCAUUGACGCCGAAACGAAUUUUGCGGCGCAUAGGGGGACAAAUGUGAGCUUCCUGUCGAUGACGUGGUCUGUGACGUAUGAGGAGAAGCCGGGCGUGCCGCAGGAAUACAGAGAAAAUGGAGCGGAGGGAUCAAGCACAAUGAGAAUGAACGAAGGAGGUGAAGCUGGAGCUCAAUGUUACUUGAGAUUGGCUGCAUAAACUGCAUCAUCCCAGGCUCUCUCUCGGGCAUCGAUUCUGUCAACCGAUAAGGCAACUGAACCUGUAAUUUUCCAUCUGUGGCUACUGGAAAUGAAUAUGUCUUUCGAUCGAUUCACAAUCAUUCCAAGCUCUUUGAUUUUGGCUCUCAGAGCAAAAACUCAUGCAGAUAUGGCUGGGGCGGAACCAAAACCAGAUUGGAUGGACUCUGAUGAUAAUGUAAGGGAAUCUAAGCCAAAUCAAAUGAAUCCCCAACUGAAGUGUGAAAGUGACGGUUGCAAUCAUAGAAUGGGGAAUGACAGGCCUCCUUGCUUGCCAGAGAACAGCACUGUUAUAAAUUUGGGACCGGAGGGUAAUCGACUACUCGUGCAGGCCUUGCUGAAAAAAAAGAAAAGUCCCACCCCUUGGAAAUGGAUUAUGAUGAUGAAAUGCAAUACAUCUAUGGAGAUCUGGAACCACUUGAAGAGAGUAAGUAUCUUGUUCUACAUGACUGGGAAUCAAAGCCCCACAAUAGCGCGGUGGUGGAGCCGAAAUUCGAGGCUGAAGCAGAAUCAGCUUGGUGGCUUCAUCAUCUAAACAGUGUGGUGGUGGAGCAGAGCAUCCAUGCUGAAGCAGAAUCAGCUUCAAGGCUUCUGCUUGAGUCAGAUACUGCUGGGGAAUCAAUAAUGACAAUGCUACCAGAGAUUGACUGGGUAGCCCCAGAAGAAAAGUGUGACCUCAAUAUUAGGUCAGACGGACUGAGAACCCAACCAUGUGGUGAUGAUAUUGAAGCAUCUGAGCCAACUUUAGCUCAAACAGAGUCUCGACUGAAACACAAGGCCGGCGGUCUCAUUGUAGAGAAUGAUUUUGUUCUUCCUGACUUCAUAUCAAAACCCAACAACAGCUUGCUGAGGGAGCAGAAACUCCAAGCUGAAGUAGAAUCAGCUGCGAGGCUUCUGCCUGACUUGAAUCUUGUAGUAGAGGAAUUAGUCCCAAAAGAAAAUAGUGAGCCCAAAAGUUGGCUGCGCAGACUGAGAACCCAACCAUGUGAUGAUGAUAUUGAAGUAUUUGAGCUAACUUUAGCUCAGACCGAGCCCCAACGGAAACCCAACGCAGACAUUCCCAUACUAGAGAAUGAUCGUACACUACCCAACUUUGACUCAAAGGCCCAUAACAGCUUUGCGUUGGAGCCGAAAUUGCACACUGAAGCAGAAUUUGCUUUGAGGCUUCACCACCAACAUAGCAUGAUGUUGGAGCAGAAUGUCCAAGCUGAAGCAGGAAGCAGAAUCAGCUUCAAGGAUUCUGCCUGAGUCAAAUCCUGUUAGGGAAUCAGCAAUGACAAUGCAACCAGAGUGUGACAGGGCAGAAUUAAAAGAAAAUUAUGUGCCCAAAAAUGGGCAUGCUACACUGAGAACCCCACCUUGUGGUGAUCACGUCGAAACAUCUACUAAGCCAACUUCAGCUCAAGCAAAGCCCCAACUGAAACGCAAGGCUGGCAGUCCUAUAGAUUCAGCUGUGAUCAGGAAAGUGAAACAAAUGAUAAACCGUGUGGAUAAGGUAAACUGAGUUUUUAUGCCAGGGGAUCUAAAAUUUCAUUUACAUUUAAGUCUUGAUUGAUUAUUUUGGAUGUUUUGUUCCUGAUACAUGCUGCAGGUUUAGGUUAGAGCUAAUCUAAUUUGUGAUUUGUGUCUGACGUAACAAAAUUUUUAUUUGGUUACAUCUGCUGUUGGGCUUUGUAACUGAUUAAUGUGAUACAUACAUGAAUAUGACGUAUUUUUCUUCUUUUUGUCAUCCUGGUGCUCCUUCCUUGCCAUCACCAAAGUUCAAGUCAAAGGAACUUCCUAAUACUGUUGAAUCUUUAAGGUCUUUGUGAAUAGCUAGUAGAUCGAUUUUUCCAGUACUUAAUCCAUCAGUAACCCUUGCAUAUUUUGUGCAAUGUCACAUGCACAACGCAUAUAGUUCCCCCACCAGAUACAAUAACUCCACUUCUCUGCUCCCCGUAUGAUAUUCUCUGCUGCACAAAUGUAGUCUCUCUCUAUUUUUCAUUCGCUUUCUCUCGAUCGUACCAGAGAAGUAAGUACUCUCCUCGACAUAUAGAUAAUGUUGUGGAAGUUGAGGUAUGUAAAUGGUGCAUUCGUUAGCCUCUGAAUGCUACCCUGUUCUUGAAAAUAUAUUUUAGUAUAACAGAGAGAUUUGCUUUCUGAUUUUUCACCACAGCUUUUAUUAGUUAAAAUUUGCUGAAGAACAUUUCUGGGUUUUUUUGUUAAAAUCUUUUAUUGUCAACUUUUGACAAUAUAAUAUCCUUUCUUUGCAUUCUGAAAAUCAUGGUUUUGCAGGAGCAGCAGUGAAGAAAAAAUUUCUACAGCGGGAACUGCCGAGGCAAUAUAGGGCCUCUGCAUAUGCAGCUUGAUAUAAUAUCUUGUUGAUACUUAGAUUUAUAAUGUUUAAAGACAUUGUUUCCAUAGAAGCAACUGUUUUUUUAAUGAUCAAGUUACUGCAGAAAUGAACUUAGAAAUUUUCCGGCCUUUAGUAACUAAUUGUUAUAUUGUGAACUUUAAAUAGUCACAUUAAAGUUGAAGUAUGCUCUAUUAUUUCUGCAUUCCUUUCUAUAGUUUUGCUGGGCAACCUAAGCAACAUAAGAUCAAAUAUUGUUGCAACUUCUGUGUGCAUUAAU
Molecule: messenger RNA, 3162 nt
Organism: Tripterygium wilfordii
Lineage: Eukaryota; Viridiplantae; Streptophyta; Magnoliopsida; Celastrales; Celastraceae
Exons: 4
Coding region: 920-1798 (292 amino acids)
Source: RefSeq, a predicted model, not a curated record